AUGGACAGUGGCCUUCGUCUUACUAUACCUGCCGAAUUCAUAGGCAUCAUACGCGAAGCCUUCGUUCUCUACGCCCUGGUCUAUGGAGGGUUCGACCCUGACGCUCAGCGCCUGGUCGACUCGAUGACGAAUCCUGAAAAUGUUAUCUCUGUUAGUCCCAGGACGUUAGUCAACAGGCACCCUGUUGGCCGUGUGGCCUUCCAGGAUGCUCCUCCACUUAUGCUGCCUGUUGUUCCAGAAGCCACACUCGCUGUUCCGCCCGAGGGAGACAGCGAGGGCGAGAUUCGUUCUGACAUUGCACCUGCAAAGUUGGCACCCCGCUUCGAGCUCGGGCAAUUGCCAGUGGACAGGCUGCAAGCGGAAGAAGUCGGUGAAGAACCUGGUCCGUCACAUAGCGACGACUCACAUUGGGUCGACGGUAGUCUGCUGCAGCUACGAGGGACAUAUGAGGCACGUCCAUCGCGCUACGUCGUGAACGUCGGGCGGUAUGGAUGGCGAACACAAAACGUCUGGGAAGCAGUGCCAACUUAG
Molecule: messenger RNA, 531 nt
Organism: Fibroporia radiculosa
Lineage: Eukaryota; Fungi; Basidiomycota; Agaricomycetes; Polyporales; Fibroporiaceae
Exons: 5
Coding region: 1-531 (176 amino acids)
Source: RefSeq, a predicted model, not a curated record